AUGCCUAUCUUUCUAAGAACUGCGGCGCCCUCUAACGCGCCUGUCCCGUCCCGUCGCACGAAGCUGCAGACCGCCGUCAUCGUCGCCUCGCUCUGCGCCGCCGUCUUUGUCGCCGCCCUCGACGUUACCAUCAUCACCACUGCCCUUCCCGCCAUCACCGAGUUUUUCCGCUCCCCCACAGGCUACCAAUGGGUCGGUAGCGGCUACGUCCUGCCGCACACGGCGAGCGUGCCGUUGUGGGGCAAGCUGUCCGACAUCUGGGGCCGGAAGCUCGUCAUCCUUGCGGGCGCCCUUCUCUUCAUCGCCGGCAGUCUACUGUGUGCCCUGGCCGCCUCCUUUGCGCUGUUCCUCUUCGGACGCGCCGUGCAGGGUCUCGGUGCCGCGGGACUCAUCACCCUCGUCAACAUCUGCAUCAGCGACCUGUUCUCGCUGCGUGACCGCGGCCUGUACUUUGGCUUCGUCUCCAUCGUCUGGGCCCUGGCCAGUGGCCUGGGUCCUGUCCUGGGCGGCGUCUUUACCGACCGGCUGACAUGGCGGUGGUGCUUUUGGAUCAACCUCCCCAUCGGGUCCGUGGUCUCCGUCCUCGUCUUCUUCUUCCUACGCCUCAACAGCGCAAAGACCUCCGUGCGCGAGGGCCUGCGCGCUAUAGACUGGGCAGGCACCCUGCUCGUCAGCGGAGGCGUCCUGAUGAUCUUGCUGGGCCUCGACUUUGGCGGGCACAUGCACCCUUGGCAUUCUGCCGUCGUCAUCUGCCUCCUCAUCUUCGGCCUCGUCUGCGGUGCCCUCUUCGUCGUGUACGAGGCAAAGUGGGCUAGAUUCCCCCUCAUCCCGAUCCAAAUGUUCUCCACCCGUUCGAGUGCCGCAGCUUUCACCCUGUGCUUCUGCCAUGGUUAUGUCUUCAUAGGCAUUGCCUACUAUCUCCCGCUGUAUCUGCAGGCCGUCCUUGCGUCAACGGCGCUGCGUUCGGGGCUCUACUUGCUGCCCUACAUCCUCUCCGUCUCCAUCUCAGCCGCCUUCACCGGCGCCCUCAUCCAGUGGACCGGCAAGUACAUGCCGUCCGUCUACUCGGGAGGCGUGUUGCUCUGCGUCGGUGCCGGGCUCCUUAUCAGUCUGGGCCCGGAGCCCGAAUGGGCCAAAAUCAUCGGCUACCAGAUCGUCGCCGGCACCGGCGUCGGCUUCAACUUCGAAGGCCCCUUGCUCGCGGUCCAGGCCGUCAUGGGCGCCGACCAUGUUGCCACCGUCACGGCCACCAUGGGCUUCGUCCGGACCAUGUCGACGGCCGUCUCCAUUGUGAUUGGCGGCGUGGUGUUCCAGAACCGCAUGGCUGACCGAUUCUCCGGUCUCGAAGCCUCCUUGGACCCGCGGCUUGCGGCGGAGCUGGCCGGCCCGGAGAUUCUGACCAAGCUGGACGUCAUCGCCCAACUCCCCAGCAGCCAGCAGAGGGUCGUGCGAGACACUAUUUCCGCUUCACUCAGGGACAUGUGGAUCAUGUAUACCGCCGUUGCAGGGCUAUCACUUAUCGCGGGUCUUUUCAUUAAAGCAUACCACCUCAACACCGAGUUGGAGGCCAGGAGCACGCACGAGAUACCGGCAGAGAAGGCUACUUUACGACAACAACCACAGCCACAACUACAGCAGCAGCAGCGGCAGGAACGAGAAGGAAGAACAUCGGCACUGUAG
This is a messenger RNA of Microdochium trichocladiopsis, 1680 nucleotides long. Its product is annotated as major facilitator superfamily-domain-containing protein. The coding region runs from base 1 to 1680 and encodes 559 amino acids. The record is from RefSeq and is a predicted model, not a curated record. The transcript is spliced from 3 exons. Gene Ontology annotation, biological process: transmembrane transport. Lineage: Eukaryota; Fungi; Ascomycota; Sordariomycetes; Xylariales; Microdochiaceae. Gene Ontology annotation, molecular function: transmembrane transporter activity.